Messenger RNA from Cucumis melo (muskmelon), 730 nucleotides. RefSeq lists its product as uncharacterized. The record is from RefSeq and is a predicted model, not a curated record. Lineage: Eukaryota; Viridiplantae; Streptophyta; Magnoliopsida; Cucurbitales; Cucurbitaceae. The coding region runs from base 277 to 513 and encodes 78 amino acids. The transcript has 3 exons.
UUUGCACGGUUGAAAUCAAAGUCCGGUUUGUAAACCUACCUUUGUGAAAAAAGAAAAAGGAAAUCCUGUAAAAUCAUCUCAUUGGUCUGUGACCUUCAUGUGGGUGAUCCUAUCAAUAUUUACACGACAGCUCUAGCUAUAAGAUGAACAUACCGCUUUGUAUUAUUUGCAUUUGCGCCUUUGCUUCCGAGUUCCGGCCCCUUCCCAGCGAAGGCGAUCUCUUCUUCGAAUUAGGGUUUCAGAUUACUAAGCUUCUCUCGGGGUUCCUCGUGCAAAAUGGGUGGAGGGAACGGCCAAAAAUCGAAGAUGGCUCGCGAGAAGAACAUGGAGAAGCUGAAAGCUUCUUCUAAGGGAAGUCAGCUCGAAGCAAACAAGAAAGCAAUGUCUAUUCAGUGCAAGGUAUGCAUGCAAACCUUUAUCUGCACCACGUCUGAGGUCAAAUGCAGGGAACAUGCUGAGGCAAAGCACCCGAAAUCUGAUGUCUAUACUUGUUUCCCACAUCUUAAAAAAUGAAAGAAUAAGCAAGUAAGAACACUGUCAAGGCACACUCCGACAGCUUCCUCCUCGCCUCAUUGUUUAGAUGUCACACUGUAGCAGGAUGCAUGAUUUCUUGACUUGAACCGUGUUUGCACGCUAUUUAGUGUGUUUACUUAUGGUAUUGCUCCCUAUGUAUCAGAAAAUUGGCUUUGGAUUAAUAUAUUAGUGGUAUAUUUUCCAUGGUCUUGUUUAA